Molecule: messenger RNA, 2769 nt
Organism: Jatropha curcas
Lineage: Eukaryota; Viridiplantae; Streptophyta; Magnoliopsida; Malpighiales; Euphorbiaceae
Gene: CSLC6
Product: Cellulose-synthase-like C6
Cellular component (GO): Golgi apparatus
Molecular function (GO): glycosyltransferase activity
Source: RefSeq, a predicted model, not a curated record
UUGCCAAAUAUAGCUUCAACCUCUCGUGUCUCCCUAUCACACACUCACCGCCAAGCAGAGAGAUCUGAGAAGCAAGAAACGGUAAAAAACAGAUACAUUUUGUUAUUUGCAAAUCUUACAUUUCUAUGAGUCCAUCGCAAAACCAGGAGUUUCAAGAAUGGUGGAACAAACAACGCCAGUUUCUAGACCAAAACGACAACGCAUUGCUCACCGUCGAGAUCCGCAGUCCUGCCACAGUCGAUACUACCGUCGACAAAGACCACACCCGUAGCGCUCGCCAAUUGUCCUGGCUUUGGAUUCUUAAAUUCCAACAACUCGCUACCUCCCUCGCGUGGCUAACAAACGGUUUGUUUUAUCUCCUCCGCACCGCCAAUCGGAGGAUCGCUAGCCAUGACUCGCCUUCUGAUUCAUCCUCCUCGCGGUUGUAUAGAAUCAUUAGAGUGUUCUUGAUUCUUAUCAUUUUGUUACUGUGUUUUGAGUUGCUUGCGUAUUUUAAAGGAUGGCAUUUCAGUCCGCCGUCAGUGGAGUCCGCGGAGCUUAUGGUGGAGAGAGUGUACGCUAAAUGGUUGGAAAUCAGAGCGAAUUACUUGGCGCCGCCGUUGCAGAGCUUGGCCAAUGUGUGCAUCGUUCUGUUCUUGAUACAGUCGGUGGAUCGUGCCGUUUUGGUGUUGGGGUGUUUUUGGAUCAGGGUUAGGAAAUUGAAGCCGGCAGCGACAGUGGAGUAUGGGAAUGUGAAUGGAGAGAAUGUGGAGGAUUAUCCCAUGGUGUUGGUGCAGAUCCCUAUGUGCAAUGAGAGGGAGGUUUAUCAACAAUCUAUUGCGGCAGUUUGUAUCCAGGAUUGGCCAAAGGAGAGAAUGCUUGUACAGGUGUUAGAUGAUUCUGAUGAAUUAAAUGUUCAACUCCUUAUCAAGGCAGAAGUGCAGAAAUGGCAACAAAGGGGUGUGCACAUAUUGUAUAGACAUCGUCUUAUACGCACAGGCUACAAGGCAGGAAACCUCAAAUCUGCAAUGAGCUGUGACUAUGUAAAAGAUUAUGAAUUUGUGGCCAUCUUUGAUGCAGAUUUUCAGCCAGGACCUGAUUUCUUGAAGAAAACUAUUCCUUACUUCAAGGGAAACGAUGAUCUAGCACUGGUCCAAACAAGGUGGACCUUUGUAAACAAGGAUGAGAACUUGCUGACCAGACUUCAGAAUAUAAACUUAUCAUUCCACUUUGAAGUUGAGCAACAGGUCAAUGGUGUUUUCAUAAACUUUUUUGGUUUUAAUGGAACUGCUGGUGUAUGGAGGACUAAAGCCCUUGAGGAAUGUGGUGGUUGGAUGGAACGGACAACUGUUGAAGACAUGGAUAUUGCUGUCCGCGCUCACCUUUGUGGAUGGAAGUUUAUAUAUCUGAAUGAUGUUAAGUGCCUUUGUGAACUUCCAGAGUCCUAUGAAGCAUACAAAAAACAGCAGCAUCGCUGGCAUUCAGGUCCAAUGCAAUUGUUUCGCUUGUGUUUCUUUGACAUACUUCGCUCAAAGGUUAGUUUUGGCAAGAAAGCAAAUCUGAUAUUUCUUUUCUUCCUACUACGGAAGCUUAUCCUACCUUUUUAUUCCUUCACACUCUUCUGCAUCAUACUACCACUUACCAUGUUCAUGCCAGAAGCUCAAUUACCAGCCUGGGUUGUUUGUUAUAUCCCGGGCAUUAUGUCUAUCUUGAAUAUCCUUCCAGCACCACGGUCAUUCCCAUUUAUAGUCCCCUACCUUUUAUUUGAAAACACCAUGUCUGUGACCAAAUUCAAUGCAAUGAUAUCGGGAUUGUUUCGAUUUGGAAGUUCUUACGAGUGGAUAGUUACAAAGAAGUUAGGGAGAUCAUCAGAGGCGGACUUGGUUGCCUUUGCAGAAAAGGAAUCAGAUCCUCUAGUUGAAACUAGUGGUCUCCACCGAUCUUCCUCAGAUCCUGGCUUGAAUGAGCUGAACAAGCUGGAGUCCACCAAGAAAGCAGUGAAAAAGAGAAAAAAUCGUUUGUACAGGAAAGAACUUGGUCUGGCAUUGAUUCUAUUAACAGCCUCAGUGAGGAGCUUAUUAUCUGCACAAGGAAUUCACUUUUACUUCUUACUAUUUCAAGGGAUCAGUUUCCUAGUUGUCGGUCUUGAUUUGAUCGGGGAACAGGUUAGUUAACAAUGAGUUUCCAGUAUUCUAAUAUUCAUGAAAGAUCUCUCGAGGGAUUUGGACUUGCACAGUGAUGCAGUCACCGUUAUGAUUACUCGUAUAGAUGCAUCCCACAAUUUGUAUAUUAGAGACCUCACCAUUGGAACAUGUUCAUUGGGUUCUUAGCACUGGGUUAAAGCAAUUUCAUUCAUUUAUGCUCGGCGCAAAAAAGAUUGUAGUUUACUUAUUCACUCAUUGGUUGAAGGACCAUUGUGUCAUCGUGGUUGUUGGUAGUACAAUAUUCUUGGUUACUGCAGAAUUGUUUCAGAAUGUUGGAGGCGAGGUAAGUGUCAAAAUUGAUUUUCCUAUCAUGUUUGUCCAUUUUAUAGUUGCAUAGAGUUACAGAAGUGUACACUUGCAAAUGUCAUCUUACAUGUCUUUUUCAUUUUUUUGAAGCUUCAUAGUUUACAAAUUACAAGCAAUGUAAACCCUUAGUGUCAAUGUUAAAAUUUCACUCGUGUUACAACAUUUGUCAUUCUAUGUAAGACGAUUAGGAAUGGAUUCACAUCAUUCAGAGAGUUUUUGAAAUGGUGUAUUAAUGACCAUGGCCCUUGUUGAGAUUAAUGUUUUUGUAAUUUAUACUUUU